This is a messenger RNA of Mus pahari (shrew mouse), 5359 nucleotides long. RefSeq names its product microtubule associated protein tau (gene Mapt). Gene Ontology annotation, molecular function: microtubule binding. The coding region runs from base 197 to 1489 and encodes 430 amino acids. The record is from RefSeq and is a predicted model, not a curated record. Gene Ontology annotation, biological process: microtubule cytoskeleton organization; neuron projection development. Gene Ontology annotation, cellular component: neuron projection. The transcript is spliced from 12 exons. Lineage: Eukaryota; Metazoa; Chordata; Mammalia; Rodentia; Muridae.
CCGCCGGCCUCCGGAACGCGCUCUCUCGGCCGCGCGCGCUCGCAGUCUCGGCCACCCACCAGCUCCAGCACCAGCAGCAGCGCCGCCGCCACCGCCCACCUUCUGCCGCCGCCGCCGCCGCCCCGCCACAACCACCUUCUCCUCCGCUGUCCUCUUCUGUCCUCGCCUUCUGUCGAUUAUCAGGCUUUGAACCAGUAUGGCUGAACCUCGCCAGGAGUUUGACACAAUGGAAGACCAUGCUGGAGAUUAUACUCUGCUCCAAGACCAAGAAGGAGACAUGGACCAGGGCUUAAAAGAGUCUCCCCCACAGCCCCCCGCCGAUGAUGGAUCGGAGGAACCAGGGUCGGAGACCUCCGAUGCUAAGAGCACUCCAACUGCUGAAGACGUGACUGCGCCCCUAGUGGAUGAGAGAGCUCCCGACAAGCAGGCCGCUGCCCAGCCCCACACGGAGAUCCCAGAAGGAACCACAGCUGAAGAAGCAGGCAUCGGAGACACCCCGAACCAGGAGGACCAAGCUGCUGGGCAUGUGACUCAAGCUCGUGUGGCCAGCAAAGACAGGACAGGAAAUGACGAGAAGAAAGCCAAGGGCGCUGAUGGCAAAACCGGGGCGAAGAUGGCCACACCUCGGGGAGCAGCCUCUCCAGCCCAGAAAAGCACAUCCAACGCCACCAGGAUCCCAGCCAAGACCACGCCCAGCCCUAAGACUCCUCCGGGGUCAGGUGAACCACCAAAAUCCGGAGAACGAAGCGGCUACAGCAGCCCGGGCUCUCCCGGAACGCCUGGCAGUCGCUCCCGCACCCCAUCUCUACCAACGCCGCCCACCCGGGAGCCCAAGAAGGUGGCAGUGGUCCGCACUCCCCCUAAGUCACCGUCAGCCAGUAAGAGCCGCCUGCAAACUGCCCCUGUGCCCAUGCCAGAUCUAAAGAAUGUCAGGUCGAAGAUUGGCUCCACUGAGAACCUGAAGCACCAGCCAGGAGGUGGCAAGGUGCAGAUAAUUAAUAAGAAGCUGGAUCUUAGCAACGUCCAGUCCAAGUGUGGCUCGAAGGACAAUAUCAAACACGUCCCGGGCGGAGGCAGUGUGCAAAUAGUCUACAAGCCAGUGGAUCUGAGCAAGGUGACCUCCAAGUGUGGCUCGUUAGGGAACAUCCAUCACAAACCAGGAGGUGGCCAGGUGGAAGUAAAAUCAGAGAAGCUGGACUUCAAGGACAGAGUCCAGUCGAAGAUUGGCUCCUUGGAUAACAUCACCCAUGUCCCUGGAGGAGGAAAUAAAAAGAUUGAAACCCACAAGCUGACCUUCAGGGAGAAUGCCAAAGCCAAGACAGACCACGGAGCAGAAAUUGUGUAUAAGUCACCCGUGGUGUCUGGGGACACAUCUCCACGGCACCUCAGCAACGUGUCCUCCACGGGCAGCAUCGACAUGGUGGACUCACCACAGCUUGCCACACUAGCUGAUGAAGUGUCUGCUUCCUUGGCCAAGCAGGGUUUGUGAUCAGGCUCCCAGGGUAGUCAAUAAUCAUGGAGAGAAGAGCGAGUGAGAGAGUGUGGAAAAAAAAAAAAAAAGAAUGAUCUGGCCCCUUGCCCUCUGCCCUCCCCGCUGCUCCUCAUAGACAGGCUGACCGGCUUGUCACCUAACCUGCUUUUGUGGCUCAGAUUUGGCUCGGGACUUCAAAAUCAGUGCUGGGAAAAAGAGUAAAUUUCAUCUUUCAAAUUGAUUUGUGGGCUAGUAAUAAAACAUAUUUAAGGAAAAAAAAAACAUGUAAAAACAUGGCCAAAAAAACCCAACAUUUCCUUGGGCAAUUGCUAAUUGAUUUCCCCUCCCCUCCCUCGCUGAGUAUUAGAGGGUAAAGGAGGCUCUGGAGGCUGCUUCUGGGGAGUGGCUGAGGGACUAGGGCAGCUAAUUGCUCACAGCCCCAUCCUAGGGGCUUCAGGGGCAGCGGCAGCAAUGAGAGAUUUGAGACGUGGUGUGUCAGUGGAGCCGUAGGCAGGUGCUGUUAACUUGUGUGGGUGUGCGUGGGGACUGAAACAGUGAAGGCUGAGGGAUGGGUGGACUGGGAGUUAGAGAGGUGAGCAAGGCAGGUUGGGAGAGCAGCUUGGGAAGGACAGGUAGCUCCAGCUGCCUGCAGCACUCCUAGCUAGAUGCCUGCUUGAUAAAGCACUGUGGGGUACAGUGUGGGUGUGUGUGCCCCUCCUGAACGGCAGGCAGCCUGUGGGAGAAGGGGGUAUUUAUUGGGCAGAAGGAAGGUAAGCCAGCAGGUGGUACCUUGUAGAUUGGUUCUCUGAAGGCUGCUCUUGACAUCCCAGGGCCCUGGCUUCUUCCUCCCUCCCCGCAGGGUGGGAGGUCCUGAGCGAGGAGUUUCCCUUCCCUCCCACAGGAAGAGCUGCUUUACUGACUUCUCAAGUUUGGAACUACAGCCAUGAUUUUGGCCACCAUUAACAGACCUGGGACUUUAGGGCUAACCAGUUCUUUGUAAGGACUUGUGCCUCUUAGGGGACCUCUGCCUGUUCUCAAGCUUGGCCCCCUGGCACUUCUGCAGUGUGAGGGAUGGAGGUGGUAUUUUGGGAGGUGGCUCCCAGGCCUCCCAUCCCUCACACAGCCACUGUAUCCUCUCUCUCUGUCCUAUCAUGCCCAUGUCUGCCACGAGAGCCAGUCACUGCCGUCCGUACAUCACGUCUCACUGUCCUGAGUACCGUGCCUCCCCCAGCCCCCAUCCCCAGCCCCUGGGUAGAUAUGGGCAAUAACUGCUCUAUACUAGGGGUCGGAGUCCAGGGAAGGCAAAGAUCUGGGCCUCAGUCCCUAGUCCUACGUUCCACGAAUCCAACCAGUGUGCCUCCCACAAGGAACCUUACGACCUCGUUGGGUUCGCUCCAUUACUUCCUAUCCUGGAUGGGAGCCGGUGUGUGCCUGCCUGGAGAUGACCUUGGGCCUCUGCUUUUUCUUUUACUUAAGUGGUUGCCUCCUAGACCUGACUCCUUGUGUUGAGCUGGAGGUAGCCAAGUCAGGGGCCAAUGCCUUGGCAUCAGUAAGAACAGUCAAGAGUCCCAGUGCAGGGCCACACUUCUCCCAUCUUUCGCUUCCACCCCAGCUUGUGAUUGCUAGCCUCCCAGAGCUCAGCCGCCAUUAAGUCCCCAUGCACGUAAUCAGUCUCCACACCCCAGUUUGGGGAACAUACCCCUUGAUUGAAGUGUUUUUCCUCCGGUCCCAUGGAAACCUUGCUGCCUGCCCUGCUGGAGCAGACGGCCACCUCCAUAGAUACAGCCCUUUCUUUCUCUGUUGCGUUUGUAGUUGGAUUUGUCUGUUUGUCUGGGUUCACCAGAGUGACUAUGAUAGUGAAAAGAAAAGAAAGAAAAAGAAAAAAAGAAAAAGAAAAAAAAAGAAAAAAAAAAGGACGCAUGUAUCUUGAAAUAUUUGUCAAAAGGUUCUAGCCCACCACGAGAUGGAAGGCAUGGAUGUCACUUGUCUCCUUCCUGAAUUGGCUCCAGGCCAGUGCAGUGCUACCCUGCUGGACAGCCCAUGUUUUGAAGGGUUUCUUCUGCAUCUGGGACCUCACAGACACUGGAUUGUGACAUUGGAGGUCUGUGACAUUGGAGGUCUGUGACACUGGCCAAGGCCUGAAGCACGGGACCAGCUAGAGGCAGCAGGCUCCGCCUGCGGGGAGAGCUUGUGGCUGGCCUGUUUUGUAAAGUGAAGAUGGUCCUCUCUAAUCACAACUUCAAAUCCCACAGCAGCCCUGAAAGACAUCUAAGAACUCCUGCAUCACAAGAGAAAAGGACACCAGUACCAGCAGGGAGAGCUGUGACCCUAGAAAUUCCAUGACUGCCCAGCAGAUACCCUUGGGCCCUCUCCAAGCCUUGGCCUCUUCACCGUAGAGUUUGGGAUGGACUGCCCCACCGAUGAAGGGGACAUCUUAGGAGACUCCCUUGGUUUCCAAGCUGUCAGUCCCCUGAUCUCGCAUGAUCUCCUACUGCUGCAGCGACUAGGUCUUUGGAGAUUAGGAACUUCAGGUCCCGGUCGGCCACUUCUGGCUUGGGUACAGUUAAGGACAAUGUGGAGAAUAGGAGGAAGCAGCCAGCCUUUCCCAUUAAAGAAUGCUUGAGUGCCCAGGGCUACCUAUUGUGAGCCUCUCCACUGAUAAGACUUUAGCUGUCUAUAAGAGUCCGAGGGAGGAAAAAUGUGGUUUGAUGGUCCGUGGUCCUUUCAUCAUGGUUACCUGUUGUGGUUCUCUCUUACACCCAUUUACCCAUCCUGCAGUUCCUGUCCUUGAAUGGGGGGUGGGGUACUCUGCCAUAUCUCUUGUAGAGCGAUCAGCCCAAAAAUCAUGAUUUGGAGUGAUCUGGUCAGUGCUGAUAGGCAGUUUACAAAGGGAUUCCGGCUUGUGACUUCAGUGAGGACAAUCCCCCAGGGUCCUGGCACCUGUCCUUUCUUUCCAUGCCUCUCCAGUCCAGAGCCAAUGUCUUUGGGUGGGCUAGAUAGGGCAUACAAUUUGCCUGGUUCCUCCAAGCUCUUAAUUCACUUUAUUAAUAGUUCCAUUUAAAUUGACUUCAAUGAUAAGAGUGUAUCCCAUUUGAGAUUGCUUGUGUUGUGGGGGAGGGGGAGGAGGAACACAUUAAGAUAAUUCACAUGGGCAAAGGGAGGUCUUGGAGUGUAGCCGUUAAGCCAUCUUGUAACCCCAUUCAUGAUUUUGACCACCUGCUAGAGAGAAGAGAUGCCACGAGGCUAGAACUUGGAGGCUUGGCUGUCCCACUAGUAGGCUUUCGAAAGGCAGAGGCAGCCAGCUAGGUCCCUGCCUUCCCAGUCAGGUGCAGCUCUCAGGUUUGUGGAGGAAAUCUAUGAACUGCUCUUCCUGCUGCCUUCUUGUGGUGUCCAGAGCCCUGUCAAUGCCUCCUCAGAACCCUGGCUUCCUUCCCUCUAAUCCACUGGCACGUGACUAUCACCUCUGGACUGACCUCAGAUCCAUAGCCUACACACUGCUAGCAGUGGCCAAGAUCACCUCCUUUAUCCCCAUCUGUUCUCCAGGAAAGUAAGUGGGGAUGAGGGUGGAGGUGGUAAUCAACUAUAGAUCUGUGGCUUUAUGAGUCUUCAGACUUCUCUCUGGCUUCUUCUGAAAGGGUUACUUUGGGCAGUAUUGCAAUCUCACCCUCCUGAUGGAUGUAGCCUGUGCAGUUACUGUGCUGGGCAUGAUCUCCAGUGCUUGCAAGUCCCAUGAUUUCUUUGGUGAUAUUGAGGGUGGGGGGAGGGACACAAAUCAUCUUAGCUUAGCUUCCUGUCUGUGAAUGUCCAUAUAGUGUAUUGUGUUUUAACAAAUGAUCUACACUGACUGUUGCUGUAAAAGUGAAUUUGGAAAUAAAGUUAUUACUCUGA